AUGAGGGGAGCAGCUGGGAUUGAUUCUGCUCGAAGUCGCAAUGCAACGAUGCAAGAAAAGAAGAAGCUGAAGAAGGACACAAAGGCCGGGAAUGAAGUCGUGGAGACCAAAGAAAGCAAGAGUACCAAGCAAGACCUUGACGAUGAUGGAAGAACGGCAUACGAGAGGAAGUGGGACGAACAGCUGCAGAAGUUGGAACAAAGGCGAGCCAAGGAGAACGCUAAGAAGAGUCACAGGCAACGGGUCGAUGAAUUCAAUGAAAGGCUCAGCAAGCUCUCGGAGCACAACGACGUUCCCCGUGUUGCAGGAGGCGCUUGA
Molecule: messenger RNA, 318 nt
Organism: Guillardia theta CCMP2712
Lineage: Eukaryota; Cryptophyceae; Pyrenomonadales; Geminigeraceae
Exons: 5
Coding region: 1-318 (105 amino acids)
Cellular component (GO): nucleolus
Source: RefSeq, a predicted model, not a curated record